Molecule: messenger RNA, 2039 nt
Organism: Cryptotermes secundus
Lineage: Eukaryota; Metazoa; Arthropoda; Insecta; Blattodea; Kalotermitidae
Product: lysosomal aspartic protease
Biological process (GO): proteolysis; cell death
Cellular component (GO): lysosome
Molecular function (GO): aspartic-type endopeptidase activity
Source: RefSeq, a predicted model, not a curated record
AUGAUACGUACAGGAUUAUUUGUUCUUUUUGUGGCAUCUUGCAGUAGUGCAUUUGUUCGGAUUCCACUGUAUAAGUUCCAGUCCGCACGCAGAACUUUGCAGGAAGCCGGUACUGAUGUGCAUCAGUUUCGACUAACAGAAAAUGUUAAUGGUCCUACCCCAGAACCAUUGUCAAACUAUCUUGAUGCACAGUACUAUGGGCCAAUAAGUAUUGGUGAUCCACCUCAGAAGUUCCGAGUAGUGUUUGAUACUGGUUCAUCCAACUUAUGGGUCCCAUCUAAGAAGUGUCAUUACACCAGCAUAGCAUGUUUGUUGCAUCGUAAGUAUGACUCUACGAAGUCAUCAACUUAUGAGAAAAAUGGGACUGCAUUUGAAAUCCAGUAUGGCUCUGGCAGUCUUUCAGGAUUCCUAUCUACAGAUGUUGUUAAUGUGGGAGGGCUUGUAGUGAAAAAGCAGACAUUUGCAGAGGCUGUUAGUGAACCUGGUCUGGCCUUUGUUGCUGCAAAGUUUGAUGGUAUCUUGGGAAUGGCAUACAGCUCAAUAUCUGUGGAUGGAGUCACUCCUGUGUUUUAUAAUUUGAUCAAACAAGGACUUGUCCCAAAGUCUGUCUUCUCAUUUUAUCUUAGCAGAGACCCUGAGGCACCACAAGGAGGUGAACUGAUUCUUGGAGGCUCAGAUCCCAAACACUACACUGGAGACUUCACUUAUUUGCCUGUGGAUAGAAAGAUGUACUGGCAAUUCAAGAUGGACAAAGUACUAGUUGCGAGCAGCUCAUUCUGUACCAAUGGUUGUGAAGCUAUUGCCGAUACUGGCACCAGUCUUAUUGCUGGACCUGUGAGUGAAGUGACAGCCCUGAAUAAACUCAUCGGUGGCACUCCUAUUGUGGGUGGUGAAUACAUGGUGGACUGCAACUUGAUUCCCAAGCUUCCUGAGAUCGAUUUCGUCCUUGGUGGUAAGAAUUUCACCCUGGAUGGAAAGGAUUAUAUUCUUAGAGUGUCACAGCUUGGUCGCACAGUGUGCCUUUCUGGUUUUAUGGGUAUAGAUCUUCCCAAAGGCCCUCUCUGGAUCUUAGGAGAUGUCUUUAUUGGCAAAUUUUACACAGAGUUUGACAUGGAGAAUAAUCGUGUUGGAUUUGCGGUUGCUGCCUAGAAAUCCAUGUGAUUUACCAAGGAUAUGUCCCCCCCCCUUUUAAUUGAUGUUAAAAGUACACCCCAAAUAUAGGUCCAUCAGAAUUUCAUUCAAUGUACUGUGACCUGUAAGUAUGAACCCAGUAGCUCACCAAAGUGGCAUUGCCAGGAGAAUGUUGCUAGAAUUCUCUGACUGUGAUUAGAAUAAUUUUACUUAUAAAGUUCCACUCAGGUGCUAGAUUGUGAUAUGGAAAACAGUUUUGGAGAACUUCAAAUCAGAUUUUGAAUAUAUUGCAGAGCAUAAGCAAUUUUCAUCCAACAUAUUACAGAAUUAAGAUUUUCAUAAUGAUAGGAUAUGUUUCAGUUUUUUGGAGUAACAGCAUUGCCAUUUGUUUGAAGCAGCAGUUCUUUCUUCGUGGAGUGUUGCAUUAUAUACACUACUUCAAACCCUCAUUUACAGAUGCUAAGAUGUCUAGAUACAUCUAUGAAUCUUCUGUUAUGAUGUGUUAAAGAGUCUAGUUUAUUUUUCAGGGGGUCACCUUAAAACUGGAUGUCACUAUAAACUUCGGUAGUACAGUAUUUAACACUCAUAAUAGUUAUUUGCCUAGGAGUGGCAAAUAUUGCAAAUUUAUAUAUUAAAACUAUUUUUAUGGUUGUAAAUUUCAAAUAUUACGUAUUUUUCUCUGUCUUAUAAUUGUAUUGAACAGCUGAAGAUUUCUGAACCACGGGUUGAGAAUAACUGCUUUAGAGCAAAUAGAGGUACAGUUAUAAUGUGAUAUAUUGUUGAUACCAUUUUCAAGAAUCAUAUGAGGUUUGAUUAAUUUAUAUUUGCUGAGUGUAACUUCUUAGCAUUCAUGUAAGAAACAUUUCUGGUCAAUAAAAUGUAAGAAGCAACUUGCAUAAUAUAUAAGA